AUGAAUUCUCAGUCUUUCAUUUAUUAUUUCUAUUUGGCAUUUGAAAAUUCAAUAUGUAAAGAUUAUAUAACGGAAAAAUUAUGGAAACAUGGCUAUGGUCAUGAUAUAAUACCAAUUGUAUUAAAACGAUCAAUCGUUGAACCUUAUGUACCACCAAAUUCAUUCAUUGCUAUUGAUGAUUUUACAACAAUUCAUGAUCUGGCUAAUUAUUUGAAAUAUUUAAUGCAUAAUCUAUUAGCAUACAGGAAAUAUUUUGAAUGGCGACGAAAUUAUAAAGUAUUAUAUUUGGAUGGAAAUAUUCAUGAUCAACUUGAACGGCCAUGGGGAUUUUGUCAACUUUGCAGAUUAUUAUGGAUGAAUCCACGCCCAAAAUAUAUGAUUGAAAAUUUGACCGAUUUUUGGAAUAAUUCAUGUGAAUCAUCGGGUACAUUGGUAAAUGAAAUUUUACAAGAAGAAAAAAAUUAA
Loa loa (African eye worm) is the source of this 465-nucleotide messenger RNA. RefSeq lists its product as hypothetical. Gene Ontology annotation, cellular component: membrane. The transcript has 4 exons. NCBI's taxonomy places the organism in Eukaryota, Metazoa, Nematoda, Chromadorea, Rhabditida, Onchocercidae. Gene Ontology annotation, molecular function: alpha-(1->3)-fucosyltransferase activity. The record is from RefSeq and is a predicted model, not a curated record. The coding region runs from base 1 to 465 and encodes 154 amino acids.